Molecule: messenger RNA, 2827 nt
Organism: Mugil cephalus (flathead mullet)
Lineage: Eukaryota; Metazoa; Chordata; Actinopteri; Mugiliformes; Mugilidae
Gene: tlx2
Product: T cell leukemia homeobox 2
Exons: 4
Coding region: 705-1889 (394 amino acids)
Biological process (GO): animal organ development; regulation of transcription by RNA polymerase II
Cellular component (GO): nucleus
Molecular function (GO): DNA-binding transcription factor activity, RNA polymerase II-specific; RNA polymerase II cis-regulatory region sequence-specific DNA binding
Source: RefSeq, a predicted model, not a curated record
ACCGAAUGGCAGCGUUUACGCAGAGGGCUGUCUCACCUGCUGAAACGCACUUCACCAUUCAGCACAACAGAGCCACCGUUCGCUCUCGCCUCCAAUUAAUAUCCACUCCUGCGAGGUCAGCGCUUCGGUUUCGUGCUUCUUCGGGGUUUGUUUUGCUUCGUCUCCCGCAUCGUUUUGAUGCGACGGGCUUGGUUAUCCUACCAUGCGCCGUGUGCGUGGAUCGUCUCUGCCAGAGUAGGCGAACAAAGCGCAUCAAGUCUCUCCAGAGAGCUGCCUCCCCCAAAAUCGCGGAUUGCUGUCUGUAAGUAGGCUUCUCUGGAUAAUAGUUUGGAACCGUGUUGUUUUUUUUUCUCUUGUCGUUAUAGGUUUCCUUCUGUCUUAUUCACUUGGAUAGAACUCGCUAUUCAAGAUGGAUACGCUUUUUCUUAGCCCGACGGACAGGCAUUUAAUUUAGGGAACACCCGAUCCCACUGCUGGACAAAAAUAAUGGCAAGAUUUUGGAUAACGUUGGACACGUUAUUGGUUUCCUGGGAGUAGCGCGGGCCUGUGUCGAUGCUUGAAAGCAGAAAUAAACAGCUCGGCAUUGCAGCUUACACGCAAAUAUUUCAUUUCCCAAGGCGUUGAACUACUUUAUGUCAAAAAUACGUCCGAGCGCUGAUCAGACGCACUGAGCACAUCAUCGGCAAAAAAACACAAACCAAACUAUGGAGCACACUGGGAUCGAGGAGGUGAACCAGACGCACCAGCAGCAGCAUGAACCCAUCAGCUUCGGGAUCGACCAGAUCCUCAACAGCUCGGAUCAGUCCAGCGGCUGCAUGUUGCCCAACCGGACCGGCGACCCGGAUUACGCGCUGGCUCCCAACGUCUACAGCAACGGGUACAACAGCGUCUACAACCCGGCCUGCUCCAUGGCGGCGGCGGCGGGUUUGGCCGGCUCCUAUAAUGUCAACAUGAACAUGAACGUCAGUAUGAACAUGAACAUGAACGUUAACGUGAACUCCGGAGGCGCAGGUGGGGUGAUCCGGGUGCCGGCGCACAGACCCAUGCCACCUCCGCCGCCGCCCCCCGCCGCUGCUGCACCUCACCCACCCUCUUCGACGCAUCCGCCGGGCAUCGGACCGGGCAUCCCCUCGGUGCCCGGGAUGGGAAUGGGGAAUCCAGCAAACUUCACCUUCCCGUGGAUGGAGAGCAGUAGGAGGUUUGCCAAGGACAGAUUAACAGGGGAGCAGGCAGAGGAGAUCCGAGCCGGAGAGGGCGCAGGGGGGCCGGGGGCCGCCGGUUCCCUCUGUCCUCUCCCCAAGGGAGACAUCGGCAGGGUCCCUGUCUGGAGCACUGUGGAGACAUUAGCCAAAUGCUAUUACCCCGAGCUCGCUCACCUGCGAGACGGCAAUGGCCUUCUAGCAGACUAUCCUUUUCCCAAGGGGGCUUGCCCAGCCGCCCUCUCGCCGUUCUCCGUGACCCGUCGGAUCGGCCACCCGUACCAGAACCGGACGCCGCCCAAGAGGAAAAAGCCCCGCACCUCCUUCAGCCGGGUGCAGAUCUGCGAGCUGGAGAAGCGCUUCCACCGGCAGAAGUACCUGGCGUCGGCCGAGCGAGCCACCUUAGCCAAGGCCCUGAAGAUGACGGACGCGCAAGUCAAGACCUGGUUCCAGAACAGACGAACAAAAUGGCGGAGACAGACUGCAGAGGAAAGAGAGGCCGAGAGGCAGCAGGCCAACCGGCUGAUGCUGCAGCUCCAGCAGGAAGCUUUCCAGAAGACGUUGAGCCAGCCGCUGCAGCCGGACCCGCUCUGCCUGCACAACUCCUCCCUCUACGCCCUGCAGAACCUGCAGCCGUGGGCAGAAGACAAUAAGGUGACCUCCGUCACCUCCGUGGCAUCUGUAGUGUGAGUGUGUGUGUGUUUGAGUGUGUGUGUGUGUGUGUGUUUGUGUGUCUUGGAGAUAGAUAUAUAGAUAGAUAGAGGGAGGGAGGGAAUAAGACAGACAGACAGACAGAGAGGGAGGGACAUGAGACGUCUUUAUUAAAGCGUCGUCAGUGUGAAUGGACGAAAGAGAGGACUUUCUUCAAGUCUAUUUCUCGCAAGUCUGACGUUCAGAAACUCCAUUUUGGGAUGUCGUAGAUGCAGGAGAGUAAAAGUUUGAAUGGACAUUGCGCUUCCCCACUAAUUGAUACCAGCAACGUGGUGGGUGGAGCAUGUGUGGAUGGAGAUCUGUUACUGCCGAGGCCUACAAACACUGUAUGCGGACCAGCUCAGGAGCCGCACUAACGUUGCUUUUUGUCAAAAAAAAAAAAAGAAAAGAAAAGAAAAAAUUAAGAAACUUUUGUCUUGAAUAUCUUGAAGUAUAUUGAGUCAUUUCAUGCCUUACACCAAGUUUCCGCUUUCCCUUCAGCUGUCGGUCUAAAAGAGAAGAGGGCACUUUACCCCCCCGUGCCCCCUAAGUGCCAGGAAACAAAUGGACACCUCUGUACAUGCCCAACUAUCAAGACUGUCCCUCCCCCCCCCCACCUUUUUUUUUUUUUUUGCCUCUGGAUCCGUUCACGAGGCGAUGCAGACUCUCCGCCAAAAAAAAGGGCGACAAAAAAUAAAAAAAGACCUCCUGUUUUUCGCUUUUGACUUUGUACAAUGUAGUAAGUGCAUGUUUCAACCCUUUUCUGUGUACACUUGGAAGUACCACUGGCGUCGGCCGCUGUCGAGGUGGAUCUCCUCCCCCCCAGCCGCGAUGUUCAAGUGGUAGUGGAUUGGUGAAAGUCCCAGUUACGGAUUUCCUCAUUAUGUUGAAUUUAAAGGUGUUUUAUAUUAAAUGAUAUUGUGACUUUUUGAAAAGAA